Molecule: messenger RNA, 4389 nt
Organism: Gambusia affinis (western mosquitofish)
Lineage: Eukaryota; Metazoa; Chordata; Actinopteri; Cyprinodontiformes; Poeciliidae
Product: serine/threonine-protein phosphatase 2A 56 kDa regulatory subunit epsilon isoform
Exons: 14
Coding region: 617-2056 (479 amino acids)
Biological process (GO): protein dephosphorylation; signal transduction
Cellular component (GO): cytosol; protein phosphatase type 2A complex; nucleus
Molecular function (GO): protein phosphatase activator activity
Source: RefSeq, a predicted model, not a curated record
AAGAUUGGACACUGCGCAGUGUAGCCAAUCGUCGUCGUCUGCUGUCCUACACCCGUCUAGCACGUUCAUGUGCAUUUAUGUAAUGUGUGCCAUGGUUUGGACCCAGUAGUGUUGACAAUAGGCUGAGAAGAAACAACCCUGAAUCGACAACGAGCAACGGAAAACACGACAAUUUCAGGGUGUUGUUUGAGACGUAGAGUUCAACCGGUAACGGGAAUGUUUUAGCGUUAAUCUAAUCGUUGCGUAGACCCGUGUUUUAUUCUUAUCGGUAGUUAAAGGAUUUUCCAGUUGGAUGGAAAACUGCUUGUGGGUUUGGCUGUUUUAGGCCGAGAUUUUGCUGCUGGGGAGAGGCUGUUUGCACCGAGCUGGAGGCAGCCGCACAGUUAGCCUGACAGUUAUCCCGACACAGGACAAGUCUCCGCCACAGUCUUCACUGCAAGCUGUGGAGGAUCAAGACGAAGUAGAACGACGGAAGAGGUUCCAACCAGUCUUGCUCAGGUCGGGACUCGGGUCAGGACUCGGAACGGUGUGUGUCUUCCAGCCCGGUCACUCUGUCAGUGUGUGAGCUGUAGCUAACAUUUGCAUCAUUAGCUCUGUCCCUGUAUUUACAUCCGGGAUGAUGGGUGAUCGCCCGAGCCCGCCCAGCAGGGCUAUGUCCUCGGCACCCACCUCAUCGCCGUCGGUGGACAAAGUGGACGGAUUUUCUCGGAAGUCUGUAAGGAAGGCCAAGCAGAAGCGAUCACAGAGUUCGUCCCAGUUCCGCUCUCAAGGCAAACCCAUCGAGCUCACGCCUUUGCCACUGCUCAAAGACGUUCCAGUACCAGAGCAGCCGGAACUGUUCUUAAAGAAGCUCCAACAGUGUUGUACUGUCUUUGACUUCAUGGACACGCUGUCGGACCUCAAGAUGAAAGAGUAUAAGCGUUCAACGCUCAACGAGUUGGUGGAUUAUGUGACUAUCAGCCGUGGCUACCUGACAGAACAGGCCUAUCCAGAAGUUGUCAAAAUGGUGUCUCAUAACAUAUUCCGGACCCUUCCGCCCAGUGACAGCAAUGAGUUUGACCCUGAGGAGGAUGAGCCCACACUUGAGGCGUCUUGGCCACAUUUACAGUUGGUUUAUGAGUUCUUCAUUCGGUUCUUGGAGAGUCAGGAAUUCCAGCCCAGCAUUGCCAAAAAGUACAUAGACCAGAAGUUUGUCCUACAGCUUUUGGAGUUGUUUGACAGCGAGGACCCUCGAGAAAGAGACUAUCUGAAGACAGUCUUGCAUAGAAUCUACGGGAAAUUCCUGGGGCUGAGGGCUUUUAUACGAAAACAGAUCAAUAAUAUUUUUUUACGUUUUGUUUAUGAGACGGAGCACUUCAAUGGAGUGGCUGAGUUGCUGGAGAUCUUGGGAAGUAUAAUCAAUGGUUUUGCUUUGCCACUGAAAGCAGAACAUAAGCAGUUUCUGGUUAAAGUUUUGAUCCCCCUUCAUACUGUCAGGAGUCUGUCCCUCUUCCAUGCACAGUUGGCUUAUUGCAUUGUACAGUUCUUAGAGAAAGACCCGACAUUAACAGAACCAGUCAUCAGAGGCUUACUGAAGUUCUGGCCAAAAACAUGCAGUCAAAAAGAGGUGAUGUUUCUGGGAGAGCUGGAGGAAAUUCUGGAUGUGAUUGAGCCCACACAGUUUGUAAAGAUCCAGGAGCCACUAUUCAAACAGAUCUCCAGAUGCGUUUCCAGCCCACAUUUCCAGGUCGCAGAGCGAGCUUUGUACUACUGGAACAACGAAUAUAUCAUGAGUCUGAUUGAGGAGAACUCCAGCGUCAUCCUGCCCAUCAUGUUUGCCAGCCUGUACAGGAUCUCGAAAGAGCACUGGAACCCGGCCAUCGUAGCGCUGGUGUACAAUGUCCUAAAGGCCUUCAUGGAAAUGAACAGUACCUUAUUCGAUGAGCUCACCGCCACCUACAAGUCAGACCGUCAGCGUGAGAAGAAGAAGGAGAAGGAGCGUGAGGAGCUGUGGAAGAAGCUGGAGGACCUGGAGCUGAAGCGGGGCCUUAGGAGUGACGGGAUCAUCCCCACUUAACAGAGACAGAGCCCUGCUCCCCGUUCAUCCCACUCCCACUCCCUUCCACUUCAGCCAUGUCUGCCCAGAGCUCGUGAUACAGGCUGUGGUCUCUGGACUUCCACAGCACCGCUGGUUUCUUAAUCCUUUUAUUAUGAUUUUUGUUCUGUUUUGUUUCCUCUUGUGUUCGUGCGACUUAGUUUACUGUAGAUUCAUCACGUCUGUUUUCAUUAUUUCAGCAGCACUGUAAAUAAUUAUUUUCCCCCUAAUGUUAUUGCAAAGAGAUAAAAAAAAAAAAAGAGCAACGAUAAUAAAAAGGAAAAAACUGAAAUGACUUGUGUGUGAGGGGAAUCUAAACAAAAGAAAAAAACGGAAAGCAUCAAAAAGCCGUUAGGUUCCUGGAUUUUUCUUCACCCCACUCCUCCUUUUCAGCACAUCCCACAUGUAACUUUCAUUUUCGCUCUUCUUGUCGGUGUCCUCUCCUGUCUGCGCUGUCUGGAUCGACUAGAUUCAGCGUCGCCCUCCAAAAGUGUGGUCUGUCGCCUGUUGGCAGGUUGUCCGUCCUGCAGGAACAGACCCACUCUGUAGACGGGGCCCUUCUAAAAAGCCCUCUGAGUGUGUUUACAUGCAUGGUCAGGAACGUCACAGGAAAAGCUAAAAGAUGUCUGGGUUAUGUUUAGUUAACAUGUAGACUUUCCUUUUGUUUUAGAGGAAAAUUUCUGUAUUUGGAGAUCCUGAUGUGAGGAUGUUUAUUUUAACAGCUCCAGCACAGAAUAGAAAUGCAGCAGGUUCGUUAAUGCAGUCAGUUUGGAAUCCUCUUCAUUUCUGCAUGAAUGCACGAGUCUGCAAGCUGUUGUUGGUCGAUACAUUUAUGUACUGAAAACCGUAGAAAUUUUGGCUUUAAUGCAUUUAAUGAAGGGGGAGACUAAUUCUUUAGCAUUUGACCCUCUGAUCACCAGUCGUGAAAAUUCUUGCUGAUUGGUGCAACUGAUAAACAGCCUCUGAUUUUACUGAUCAUUGGUGAACAGCAGCAAUCAAAGACAGAAUGAUCAUUUCCUGUCGAUGCUUGAUUCACUUCCUGUUGAAGUUGGUGCUCAGCGGUCUUCAGUUAGAUUCAGGGUUAAUUGUUUUUCCUUUGCUUUAGUGCCAUCUAGUGGUGGGAACAGCAGAAAUAGAAAAAAAAUCAAAAACACUUUUAAAGUAUGAAUUCUAGUUUUUAAGAAAAGCCUCCACCAGAGAUGUGAGUGUUUAAGCCACUGUUCUGUUUUUUAUUGUUUGUAUAGUGUGUAGCGUGUUUGACCAGUUUCAGUUCAUGAUCAUUUCUCGCUCUGUGGACUGCAUGUAAACACACUCUCAUUCCCUCCGUCAGAAAUCUAUCGGUCUCUUCAUCCCUCAGUUCUUCCAGCUGUAGGAGACAUGUUGGUAGCGGUCUGGUACUGGUACCAGUCUGCCGUAACUAACACACCAAGAUAUAAACGGGAAGGAAUUGUAAAGUGCACCAAACUCCUCUUCCUCCUUUUGCCACUGGGGGCGCUGCGUUGACUUCACAGUAUUACUGCAGAUUAAAGACAACCCUGUACAUUAUUUAAUGCAGUACCCUGAUAUUCCUGUAUCUUGUAGUAAUUUAGCUUUUUUUUUUUUUUUUUUCUUUUCUUUUUUUUUUUUUUUGCUUAGGAAUUGUGGAGAGGAUUAUCCAGUAUAUAAAGAGGUAUUAUGGAACAAGACUUCCUACUAUACAUGUUAGUGUUUCCCCUUUUGGUAUGUUCAUUUUUUGUCUCACUUUCUCCCUCUGCUCUUGGUUUUUAUCUUUUCAAUAUUUUUUGUUCAUUAGAGAUAUAUGUAUAUGUAUAUCUUUUUUUUUUUUUUAGGGGGAAGGGGCGAGAGUUUGAGUGGGGCAGCUAGACAUGAGCUCAGAGCUCGGGGUGGGCUGGGAUGGGGUUAAAUGUGGUGAGGAAGCUUGGAGGAGAUUGUGUUUAACUGUUGGGACCUGAGAGUGAUCCGCCCCAACACGACCCCUUCCUCUCUUACAGAAUUGAUGUGUGGUGUAGAAUGGCCCAGAUGUAAUAUGAUUUAAAAUCUGAAAAAAAAAGAUCAAAAGGGUUGGAAGAAUACAAAUGUUUAAUUAUUUUAAAAAAAAUAAAGAGAUAUUAAAUUAAAUCUGUUUUGUGAUACAGACUGGAAUGCUGUUCUGUAGUUUUUUCUUUUCUCCAGUUUUAAAGAGUUUGAUUUUCCUGAGUUAUGAUGUGGUUCCAGAUCAUUUGCCAUUGUACAGCAGAUUUCUUUGUCCAUGGUUUUGUAUGGGGAAAGCCCAUAAAGAAAACACUGACAACAUAAAUUAAAAGAAAAAGGGGGAA